Molecule: messenger RNA, 909 nt
Organism: Haemorhous mexicanus (house finch)
Lineage: Eukaryota; Metazoa; Chordata; Aves; Passeriformes; Fringillidae
Gene: MAD2L1BP
Product: MAD2L1 binding protein
Exons: 2
Coding region: 103-819 (238 amino acids)
Biological process (GO): regulation of exit from mitosis
Cellular component (GO): nucleus
Source: RefSeq, a predicted model, not a curated record
GAGGCUCCGCGGCGGCGGCGGCAUUUAAACCGCGGCGGCCGUUGGGGGGGCGUGUGACUGUCUCCUCGUUCCCCGGCGCUGGCGGGCCUGGAUCGCGGCGGGAUGAGGCCUCGGGGGGACAGGUCGGUGCUGGGCAGCCCCGCUGUGGCCGUGGCGUUCCCGGGAGCUGUGUGCCGGGGCAGCGGCUACCGCUUCGCCUGCGAGCUCCUGAAGCACGUCCUGCACCAGCGGAACCAGCUCCCGCUGCCCUACGAGCAGCUGGCCUACUUCUGCCGGCGGGCGGCCCAGGGUGGAGAUGGAAUUGAGAAACCGCAUUCCCUGGGCCUGGCAAGCAGAAAGUGCCAGCAGCUGCUGACAGAGCUGGAGGGAUUGUUCCAGCACCUGGAAGUCAUGUUUAGUCUGACGCUGGUUCCUCGGGUUCUUUUCCUACUUGGAGGCAAUGUCAUGAACCCCAAGGAGCUCUAUGAACUGAAUUUGGAGGCGUUCUGUGAGGGCUCUGCUGAAGAGAGCCUCCAGACUGCGCCCUGUGUUCGCCAGCUCUUUCAUCGCCUGUUUGUUGCUGACGUCUUCAGUGAACUUAAGGCUCUCCCUGUCACAGGCACUCUUGUCCUGCUCCAGGGCCACCGUGACUGUGGUGUUGAGUGGUUCCGGCCCAAGCUCAACUACCAAGUGCCGAGCCGAGGGAGGAAGCUGACUAUUAAGUUGUCCUGUGAUGGAGACCUCCAUGUUAGUGCCUCACCUCCACAGCACACAGCACCUGCUUGGGAGGACUAUGUCUGGUUCCAAGCACCAGUGACCCUCAAAGGCUUUAGUGAAUGAAUGGCUUCUGUAGAAAUUUAACUGGAAUAUUGAUUACUUUUUUUUUCUUUAGCUGUUAAUGUUGGCAAAUGUAACCAUGUAUUUUUUGAA